AUGAGGCUCGUCAACACACUUCGCUGCUUGCUCGCACUGCUGUUGCUACGGACGGCACCGGCGCGGGUAUCCGGUGUGCACAGAAGCCAACCGGCGAGCGGGACGGUUCUUCCCUCCACCGCCACGCUUGCCGGAUGUCAGACGAGCUGUGGCGACCUGACUUUCGAUUACCCAUUUGGCAUAGGGGCGGGCUGCUUCCGGUCGCAAGACUUUGAGCUCAUCUGCAACUCCCACAGUUCCUCGCAGGCUCCUAGGCUCUUCCUCCACGACGGCAUCACAGAGGUCGUCGAGGAUAUCACCGCAUAUGGUUUACAAGCAAUUGCUGUGUCGUUUUCGCAAUCCAUCUCCUUGAGAUCUGAGGUCGAUGUGUACAGCAUGUCCUGGAAUCUUGGUAGAUCCUUCAGCGACUAUAGUGUGCAACUGAACUUCACCGGUUGCAACUUCGACAUGCACGUCCUCGAGCUUGGCACGAACCACACGGUUGGUCUGUGCAGUGUUACAUGCCCUGACGAAGAUAUCACGGGCGGGGUGGCUAGGCAGAACUGCAACGAUACAGGGUGUUGCUCCACCUAUGUCGACUCCACGGGUAUUACCGGCUUCUUGGAGAUAAAGUUUGUCCGCCACAAGAUUGGAGAACCAAAAUUCAAAGAGCACAAAAAUGACCAAAGAUCCAUAUGGGAUACAAUUGAUGUAACCGGCGAUGCUACUGCUAACUGGGGUAUCGUCGUUGAUGAACCCGUCUUCGCUGGCACCUUGCAACACAGGACAGAUUAUGCAUGUCUCGGCAACCAUAGCAGUGAUGAAGACUUUACACCAGAUGAUGGAUCAAACUACAUGCUAUAUUAUUCUUGUUUUUGCGAAGAUGGUUACACAGGCAAUCCAUACAUAACUGAUGGAUGUUCAGGUGACAAAGGGUAUGAUCCAUUACAAAGGAAGACCAAUUGCUCUAGAUGGUGUGGGAAUGUCAAUAUUCCAUUUCCAUUCGGCCUAGAAGAUGGAUGUUCUGCAAGGAUGGCGUUUCAGCUCAAUUGUAUAAAUUCGACAUUGUAUGCCUACUACUAUAUACCACCAGCCGCCGCCGACGAAGACAUAUCAGCCAACAACACAUCAAGCGGCAACAUCCUUGUAAACAAUAUAGAUAUCAACAAAGGGAUAUUGGAGGUCAAAUACAAUUCAUAUGGGGAACAAGGAUUCUCUUUGAACAAGAGAGAAAAUCUUAAACUCUAUAUUGCCUCCGAGGAAACAUCAUUUCAGCAAUGGGCCGUAGCCAACUUAACAUGCCAAGAAGCCAAACAAAACAAAAGAGGGUAUGCAUGUGCUAGCAAGAAUAGCAAGUGCUUGGGUGUUAACCCCGCAGAAGAGUAUUUUGGUUACCGUUGCAAGUGUAUCUCUGGCUUUUAUGGGAAUCCAUAUAUCACAGAUGGGUGUCAAGAUGUUGACGAGUGCAACAUACCAGGAAAAUGUAAUGGGAUUUGCCAUAACACUCAAGGAAGUCAUUAUUGCACCAAAUGUCCUAUAAAAACAGUGUAUGACAGUGCAACAAGGAUGUGCACAUCAACCAAAGAGCAAAAUCUGAUCCUAGGUGUUACCAUUGGAAUUAGUGUUGGCUUCGGAACUCUAAUUCUAAUCUUGAUAGUAAUAUUUUUUAUCCGUCGAUGGAAAAAAGACAUCGAAAAGCAACUACGAGGAAAGCAUUUUCGGCAGAACCAAGGUCUACUCCUCGAACAAUUGAUAUCAUCUGAUGAAAAUGCAAAUGACAUGACCAAGAUUUUCUCACUGUCAGAGUUAGAAAAAGCAACAAAUAACUUCGACCCUACACGUAUAGUUGGCCAUGGAGGCCAUGGCAUGGUUUAUAAAGGCAUCUUAUUAGACCAACGAGUGGUGGCCGUAAAAAAGUCUAGAUUCAUUGAGCAAGUUGAGAUUAGUCAGUUCAUCAAUGAGGUGGCCGUGCUCUCACAAAUAAACCAUCGUAAUAUCGUGAAGCUCUUUGGAUGUUGUCUUGAGACCGAAGUCCCACUACUAGUGUAUGACUUUAUCCCCAAUGGUUCAUUAUCUGGAACCCUCCGUGCCAGUACCACUAGCAACUCUGUCUUGUCAUGGGAUGAUUCCUUGAGAAUUGCUGCAGAAGCUGCUGGGGCGCUCUAUUACCUCCACUCGGCUGCGUCAAUAUCGAUAUUUCAUCGUGAUGUGAAGUCCACUAACAUACUCUUGGAUGGAAAUUACACUGCCAAAGUAUCAGAUUUUGGUGCUUCAAGGUUGGUUCCUAUUGACCAAACCCACGUCGUUACAAAUAUACAAGGCACAUUUGGAUACUUGGAUCCGGAGUACUACCACACGGGCAUUUUGAACGAGAAGAGUGAUGUUUAUAGCUUUGGUGUAGUACUUGUAGAGUUGUUACUUAGGAAGGAGCCUAUUUUUAUAGGUGACUCGGGGCUAAAGCAAAACUUGUCCAACUACUUCCUUUGGAAGAUGAGGAAGAAACCACUUGCAGAAAUAGUAGAUGCUCAAGUUCUCAAGGAAGCAACAGAUGAAGAGAUUAAUGAUGUCGCGGUUCUUGCUGAGACUUGCUUGCGACUACGAGGCCAAGAGAGGCCUACUAUGAAACAAGUGGAGAUAAAACUGCAGCAUGUUCGAUCCAAAAGGUUGAGAUCAGCUCAGGCUGCAAUAAUAAAUGAAGAUAUGCAACCUCUGUUAAAUGCACAAAGGAACUUCAACCUUCCGCUGGUUGUUCAAGAUGGUGUAGGGGACAGAGCUAAUUUAGCUUCUCAAAGGUACCAAAAUUGCUACAGCUUGGAGCAGGAGUUCAUGGCGUCGACGACUCUGCCACGGUAG
Lolium rigidum is the source of this 2832-nucleotide messenger RNA. Its product is annotated as wall-associated receptor kinase 3-like. Gene Ontology annotation, molecular function: polysaccharide binding; calcium ion binding; enzyme activator activity. Gene Ontology annotation, cellular component: extracellular region; plasma membrane. The record is from RefSeq and is a predicted model, not a curated record. The transcript is spliced from 4 exons. Lineage: Eukaryota; Viridiplantae; Streptophyta; Magnoliopsida; Poales; Poaceae. Bases 1 to 2832 code for a protein of 943 amino acids. Gene Ontology annotation, biological process: cell surface receptor signaling pathway; protein phosphorylation; lipid catabolic process.